ACGGGCUUUGUCUGACUGCCGCUUCUAGAGGAUGGGACGAAUUACCUCUUUAAUUUAUAUGAUGAUACUUAUGCCCAGCCAGGGCAACUACGUGGUUGGCAGCAUUGCACGACCGGCGAUGACAAUGCCCCAGCGAGGCAAUCACGCAAUAGCACCAGCCAGCCAGCCCUGGUGGAAUGAGGUGCCCAUGAUAAUACCCCCGCCCCACCUCACCCACAUUCGCGCCUGGAUGCCGUUCAAGCGCCGGGGCUAGGGUUUAUCCAAGAUCUGGGCUAUGGCUGCCGCAUUGGCGGGCGCUUGCGUGGUGCCGGCGGAGGCAGCGGCGAUCCGGCGGAGCGGAGCUGUGGAGUUGAGGCCGCGAGAGAGAUUUGUUGUGGAGCAGCAGCAACGGAUAUGGCGGGCGGCGACGAGCGGCAGAGAGCAAUGUAGGUCAGGUGUGCGCAUCAGGGCGGCCAAGAAAGUGGAGACCGGGCGAUCCUUGGUGAUGAGCUCCACUCUGGUUGCCGAGGAGGGCAAGGAGGAGGCGGUGGUGGAUUUGUGCAAGGGGGUUCUGGAUUGGGCCAGCGAAUGCCAGAAGAGCGACAAGGCGUGUGGCGUCCUCCAGUUUGAGUGCAAGGCCGAUUUGCAGGAGAAGAAUGUGUACCACUUUUGGGAGCGAUACGAAUCGUUUCUGCAUCUCACGACGUUCCGAGGUUCUCCAGAGCACGUCAAGUUCAUGAAGGACGUGAGACCGCUGCUCAAGAAACCAAUCGGCCUCGUUGCGUACGAGUACAAGGACGGGCAGAUCGGGCACGCGCGUGUUCUCAUCGGGCCCAAAGGCGAGGGUGGCUUGGACGAUGCAACCGGCCAAGGCAAGCAAACAUCCAGGCUCAUCGCUCCAGGCGACACAUACGACGACAGCCGCGAGGACUGGGGGCUCAAGGAGGCGCUGGAGGCCAAGAAGAAGCAAAAGGCCAAGCAGUGGGAAGCUAUGGAGCGGCAGAAGCAAGCGUUCCUGGCGCGGUCGCAGAAAGGCAAGGACGAGGACGAGCCAUUGUCUCCCGAGGAGGCGGCGCGGCAGAAGAAGGCCCUGGCGGAGAUCUUGGGCCGCUUCGAGGCGGAGAAGGCCGCCAAAGCGGCGCAGGAGAAGGAGAAUCCCGGCGGCGCCGCUGGUUGGGGAGAUGGUAUCAAAAACUUGUUUGGUCUCAAGAAAUAGAAACUUGGCGCCACGGUUUAAAGAUGUGGUUUUAGGGCU
Molecule: messenger RNA, 1234 nt
Organism: Selaginella moellendorffii
Lineage: Eukaryota; Viridiplantae; Streptophyta; Lycopodiopsida; Selaginellales; Selaginellaceae
Exons: 4
Coding region: 275-1195 (306 amino acids)
Source: RefSeq, a predicted model, not a curated record